AAUGUAAAUGUCUUUCCGGCAGAGUCUCGCACACUUUCAUGUAGCCCUUCUUUCCAGGGGAACGAUCCUGUUCUUCAGUCCAGACCACUGGCGAUCAAAUCCGUUUGGCAUCGCUUGAAACCCUAAACCUUCUUUUUCACGCUAUCUGAUUUCCCGUUUGUUUUCUUGUUUACUGUUCCGAUGGCGAGGGCAGUGCUCGAUUGGUCGAUCUGUAGAUUCAGACGUUCAUCUCAGUCUGCUAGAGAAAUCUUUGGGCUUUGUUGACAGGAAAGGCUCUGUUUAGGUCAUCAAUUGUUUGCAAGAAGUAGAAGUUGCUUUUUGUGUAAUUCUUCAUUGCACAAGUUUUUCAACAGUCAAAUAGAUAUCUGGAAGGAAUAAAAGCGUUUAUCUUCUCUUUUUCGCUAUUAUUCUUUAUCAAUGGAAUCAAUAUGGAAGCUCUCACAUUUACUGGAACCAGCAUCUCUGACACUCAUUGUGACGGCAGUCUUUGUAACUUUUGCAUCAGCAUCCCGGGCUCUGAAUCAUGGCAAGGAAAUGGAGAGGAACUUGGAUUUUUCGGAGGCUUCCAUCACUUUAGAUAGGUCACAGGCACUAAUGAUACCUCUGGCUAGCUCUUGCAGUCUAUUGAUAAUGUUCUACCUCUUCUCUUCAGUAUCCCAUUUGGUUACUACCUUUACUGCAGUUGCCUCAGCUUCAGCACUCUUCUUCUGUCUAUCCCCUUAUGUUGCGUACUUCAAGAACCUGUUAGGAUUAGUGGAUCCUUUUGUCUCUAGGUGCUGCUCCAAAUCAUUCACUCGCAGCCAAGGAAUCCUUCUGCUGAUUUGUGUAGGAACUGUGGUUUGCUGGCUUAUUUCUGGGCACUGGCUGCUAAACAAUAUAUUGGGAAUUUGUAUAUGUAUAGCAUUUGUGAGCCAUGUGAGGCUCCCCAACGUCAAGAUUUGUGCUCUCUUACUUGUUUGCUUGUUUAUUUAUGAUAUUUUUUGGGUGUUCUUCUCGGAAAGGUUCUUUGGAGCAAAUGUAAUGGUGUCAGUUGCAACACAAAAGGCCUCCAACCCUGUUCAUACGGUAGCAAACAGCUUGAGCCUCCCUGGGUUGCAGUUGAUUACAAAGAAGCUAGAGCUUCCAGUGAAGCUUGUAUUCCCAAGAAAUCUAUUGGGUGGGGUUGUACCUGGCCACAAUUCAAUGGACUACAUGAUGCUCGGUCUUGGAGACAUGGCCAUUCCUGGCAUGCUUCUCGCUUUGGUGCUUUGUUUCGAUCAUCGAAAGAGCAAAGAAAACUCGCUGGACUUAACCUCCAAAGGACACAAAUAUGUUUGGUUUGCAGUUACUGGGUAUGCAGUUGGUCUGGUUGCUGCUUUAGCUGCUGGGAUCCUUAGUCAAUCUCCUCAGCCUGCUCUUCUUUAUCUGGUACCUUCAACUUUGGGACCUGUUAUUGUUCUUUCAUGGAGCAGAAAUGAAUUAACUGAGCUGUGGGAAGGUCCAAAACUGAUGCCAAAUGACAAGGCUCACUCAAUGGAGGCUUGAAACCUGGAACUAUCAGACUUUUUUUUUUUUUCUUAAGGAACAAAAAUGUACUAUUUAAUAUCUUAGUAUUAAUUUAUGAAUAUUGUUAUUGCAAACUAGCUGUGUUUUUCAAUUAAUAUUUGAUCUUUUGGAAA
This is a messenger RNA of Dendrobium catenatum, 1658 nucleotides long. Its product is annotated as signal peptide peptidase-like 1. The record is from RefSeq and is a predicted model, not a curated record. Gene Ontology annotation, molecular function: aspartic endopeptidase activity, intramembrane cleaving. The transcript is spliced from 4 exons. Gene Ontology annotation, cellular component: lumenal side of endoplasmic reticulum membrane; Golgi-associated vesicle membrane; cytoplasmic side of endoplasmic reticulum membrane. NCBI's taxonomy places the organism in Eukaryota, Viridiplantae, Streptophyta, Magnoliopsida, Asparagales, Orchidaceae. Gene Ontology annotation, biological process: membrane protein proteolysis. Bases 418 to 1524 code for a protein of 368 amino acids.